Messenger RNA from Bursaphelenchus okinawaensis, 433 nucleotides. The record is from the annotation of a GenBank genome assembly. NCBI's taxonomy places the organism in Eukaryota, Metazoa, Nematoda, Chromadorea, Rhabditida, Aphelenchoididae.
AUGUAUCGUUCCACUACCCUAGGGAUUGCCCUCGACCAGGUGUUGGACGAGUUUGUUCGAGAUGGUCAUAUUCCACCACAGCUUCAACAACGCGUAAUGUCUACGUUUGACAAGUGUAUCAACCAUGCUUUGAGUAAUCGUUUAAAAAACAAGACUACUUUUAAAGUGAGUUUAGUAAAAAAACUUAUGGCUUUAACAAUGAAAAAUUGUUAUAGGUUUUAUGACGAAUAAUUUAAAACGUCAAUGUAAAGGUUACGCGUAUAAAAACUAGUUUUAGGCUGACAAACUCCGAGCUUAUCGUUUCUGCGACAAUGUUUGGACUUUCCUUAUGAACAAAGUCGAAUUCCGCGAUUCAUACAGAGCCAUUGAAGGCCCGAUUGAACGUGUUAAAGUCGUCGCAUGUGAUGCUGCGGUACAAAAGCGUGCUGCUUGA